Messenger RNA from Amphimedon queenslandica, 503 nucleotides. RefSeq lists its product as uncharacterized. The transcript is spliced from 2 exons. Lineage: Eukaryota; Metazoa; Porifera; Demospongiae; Haplosclerida; Niphatidae. The annotation marks the transcript as partial. The record is from RefSeq and is a predicted model, not a curated record.
UCUUAAUCUUGGUAUGGUUCUCUCUGAAGAGGCUGGUAAUUAUACUUGCGUGGCUAAUGUUUCGUCUUCAUUCAUUGAUACUGGAUAUAAUCUCAUUGUGUCUAAUACCACACUAAUCACUGUGUCAAUGCCUGAGCCUAAUUCAGUUGUGUUGGCUCUUAACUACCUAUCUCCACCCUAUUACGCUGGUCUCAGACGUGACCUUCAAUGCUCCAUUGAUUCAUUAUACAUACAUGGUGAUCCUACAGUCACAGUCAGCAUUGAUAUACUAUUCAAUGGGACAAUAGUUCCUUCUGGUAUUUCUUCUAAUGGGAGGAAAAACCUACAAGAGUUAUCAAGUAAUCCUAGUGGAGGGCAGUAUAGAAGGACUUUGCAAUUUCAAUAUUUUGUGUCUUCUGCGGACUCUGGUAUAUACACUUGCAUGGUCAACGUGUCAUCGAAUUAUUUAUCAAGUUAUAUUGUCAAUGCUUCUAUUAGCAGGCCCAAUGAAUAUAACAUUGUUG